UGCAGCCGUUGCUGGGUGCGCACGCGCAGUGGCUCUUCGAGCUGGCAAAAUGGCGGCGCCCGUAGACCUUGAGCUGAAAAAGGCAUUUAGUGAACUUCAGGCAAAAGUCAUUGAUACCCAGCAAAAAGUGAAACUUGCAGAUAUACAAAUAGAUCAGCUAAACAGGACGAAAAUGCACGCGCAUCUUACAGACACAGAGAUUAUGACCUUGGCUGACGAGACACGAAUGUAUGAAGGUGUAGGAAGAAUGUUUAUUCUUCAGUCCAAAGGAGUAAUUCACAGCCAACUUUUAGAAAAACAAAAAAGCGCAGAAGAGAAAAUUAAGGAAUUGGAGCAGAGAAAAUCGUACCUGGAGCGGAGCGUCAAAGAGGCUGAAGAUAACAUCCGGGAGAUGCUGAUGGCCCGAAGAGCACAUUAGGGGGCUUCAGCCCCCCUUCUUGCCUUUGGACUGAGCAGAGAAAAGCAGAGCAGCCUGGAAGCCAA
This is a messenger RNA of Euleptes europaea (tarantolino), 483 nucleotides long. RefSeq names its product prefoldin subunit 1 (gene PFDN1). Gene Ontology annotation, cellular component: prefoldin complex; cytoplasm. NCBI's taxonomy places the organism in Eukaryota, Metazoa, Chordata, Lepidosauria, Squamata, Sphaerodactylidae. The coding region runs from base 50 to 418 and encodes 122 amino acids. The record is from RefSeq and is a predicted model, not a curated record. The transcript is spliced from 4 exons. Gene Ontology annotation, molecular function: protein folding chaperone. Gene Ontology annotation, biological process: protein folding.